This is a messenger RNA of Drosophila erecta, 578 nucleotides long. RefSeq lists its product as uncharacterized. The transcript is spliced from 4 exons. The coding region runs from base 1 to 543 and encodes 180 amino acids. Lineage: Eukaryota; Metazoa; Arthropoda; Insecta; Diptera; Drosophilidae. The record is from RefSeq and is a predicted model, not a curated record.
AUGGCAAUUCAGCUGAACUUGUUCGUCGCCUUUCUGAUUUUUUUUACAUAUUAUUUCACACAGGCUUAUUCCCUAGUGGAAUUUACAAACGCACAGUGCGAGUCGCUGGAUAAGGAUUUUGCCUUAUUUGAAUCCUGCUUUCUGAAAUCUGUAAACCGAUCUUACAAAUAUCUUUCCCUUAAAGUUAAACUUCUAAAGCUACCCAUAACCAAAGUUAAGGUGCGUAUAGGUCUUUAUAAACGGGUGAAUGGCUAUUUGCCUUUUCUAUACAAUAUGACUGUAGACGCAUGCAGAUUCCUGAAAUCGUCGAAUCCCAAUCCGAUUGCCCUUUAUUUUUACACUUUUUUCAAAGACUAUUCCAAUAUGAACCACACUUGUCCCUAUAACCAUGAUAUCGUUGUGGAUAAGAUGCCAUAUCAUAAUAUAAAUAAUAUGGUAACGAAAAUACUACCCUUUCCGGAGGGGAAUUAUAUGCUUGAAUUGCACUGGAUAGCCUACGAUAUUUGUCGAGCUAUAACUAAAUUCUAUUGGGCCCUCACCUGAUAAGAAAAUACCAUCAAAAUCAAUGGCAAGACACC